Messenger RNA from [Candida] anglica, 1144 nucleotides. Lineage: Eukaryota; Fungi; Ascomycota; Pichiomycetes; Serinales; Debaryomycetaceae. The record is from the annotation of a GenBank genome assembly.
GAGGGUAUAAAAGCUAGCUACAAAGUCCUUCUUAUCCCCCACUAUUUAUCAAUUGAAUACUCAAUUAUAUAAAUAACAAAUAUAAACUCAUACUAGAUGUCUUCUACUACUGUUUUUGUGUCAGGUGCAACUGGUUUCAUUGCUCAACACCUCAUCAAGAAAUUGAUUGCUAAGGGUUACAAUGUCAUUGGAACUGUCAGAUCUACUGAAAAGGGUGAUGCUUUGAAGAAGAACUUGAACUCCGACAAGUUCCAAUAUGCUAUUGUUCGUGACAUCCAAGUUGAAGGUGCCUUCAAUGAAGUUUUCAAGAACCACCCAGAAAUUUCCAUUGUCUUGCACACUGCUUCUCCAUUCACAUUCAAUGUCACUGACCCAGAAAAGGACUUGUUGAUUCCUGCCGUUGAAGGUACCAAGAACGCCUUGAACGCUGUUAUUGAAUACGCUCCUCAAGUCACCAAUGUCGUGGUCACUUCUUCAUACGCUGCCAUUGCCGAUUGGGGAAAGGAAUAUGACAAUUCUGUCACUUUCGAUGAAUCUUCGUGGAACCCAAUGACUUGGGAAGACUCCAAGGCAAAUGCAUUGACUGGUUACAUUGGUUCAAAGUCCUUUGCUGAAAAGGCAGCCUGGGAAAUCAUGGAAACCAAGAAGCCACAUUUCACUUUGACCACUGUUAACCCAAUCUACGUUUUCGGUCCACAAGCUUUCGAUUCCGAAGUUAAGGACACUUUGAACACCUCUGCUGAAGUUAUCAACUCCAUUCUUAAGUUGAGAGAAGGCGAUGAAAUCCCAGCCCACUCUGCGGGUUUCGUCGACGUCAGAGACGUUGCCGCUGCGCAUAUUGUUGCUUUCGAGAACAGGGAGGCUGCUUGCAAGAGAUUGAUUCUCCAUACCGACAGAUUCUCUUCCCAAGGUGUUCUUGACAUCUUGAACGAAAACUUCCCUGCUUUGAAGGGUAAGCUUCCUGUUGGAAAGCCAGGUACUUCCAAGGAAGAUACCGACAAGUUGGCUACUAUUAACAACGAUUUCACCAGAAAAGUCCUUGGAUUCAAGUUUAUUGAUUUCAAGAAGUGUAUCGUUGAUAGUGUUGAACAAGUUUUAGCCGUCAACGGUAGUAUUUAAAUUGUAAAUAUGUGUUAAUGAUAAA